This is a messenger RNA of Coniophora puteana RWD-64-598 SS2, 2179 nucleotides long. Its product is annotated as DJ-1 PfpI family protein. The coding region runs from base 1405 to 2124 and encodes 239 amino acids. Lineage: Eukaryota; Fungi; Basidiomycota; Agaricomycetes; Boletales; Coniophoraceae. The record is from RefSeq and is a predicted model, not a curated record. The transcript has a single exon.
AACAACCUCGGGAUGGACGUGACUGAACGAACACCCUGGCUCCUCGAUACUGUCUACUUCGGUUUUCGAUCCCUCGACUCUCUGAGCCUGUACUGCGACACCCUCCAGACAUGCGCCGCGGCCCUGCCCCUCCUCCUCGAGCCCUCAUCUCCAUCUGAACAAUCCCCAGGAGGCGACGCCAUAAUCCGCCACCUCCAAGCCACCGGCGCCUCCCCCUCCCUCCUCGACUUCACAUCCUCCGCCGCGCGUCACAUCUCCCACACGCACCUCACCUCCCUCUCCAUCCUCAACAGCCACCGCUCCCUCCACAGCCCUCUCAACGCCUACGACUCCCUGCUUCCCCUCUGCGCAUUCCCCAACCUCACCCACCUCGCAUACACAAAUACCGCCGACACCCCCGUCCCGCUCACCGGCCCGCAAAUAACCUCCCUCGCCGCGUCCUGGCCCCGCCUCGAAGACCUGACGAUCGCACCCAACAACGACCCCGCGCUGCCCUUCGCGCAGCUCAUGACGCUCUUCCACCUCUGCCCGCGCCUCUCCAGACUCGCGCUCGACACCGCGAUGCACGAGAACGACGUCAUGCUGCUGAGCGCGCACCCGGAGCUCGUCGUGCGCAACGCGCGCGUGCGCGUGCUGCAGAUGUGCACGACGCCGCCCUCCCCGCUCGACGUCGUUGUGCCCAUUCUGCGCAGGGCGGUGCCGGCGCUGAGGCAGGUGAGGCCGCCGAGGAAUUCAAGGAAUUCAGGGCUGUAUAAAAGGGUGUGGGACGAUGUGGUGCGGGCGGUGGUUGAGGCGGCGGGGGAGGAGUUGUGACGAGCUUGCCUCCUAGGGGUUUUUGUUGUCGUCGGUCUGUUCUACUUGCGCAGUGAAUUGAGGCGAUGAGAAGGCGGGGCCAACUGCAGCGUCCUAGCGCCAGCGGUUUACAUAAACAAGUACUAGGAGCACGUUUAUCUUCCUGGGCCCUCUUUACGCAAUAUGUGCGUUUAGUUCACCCACCUGUGGUGAUGCUGGGACGCUUGUCGCUAUUUAGAAUCCAGACGAUUAAACCAACAGGCGAACAUAACGUUCUUUCGCCAUCGCAGGACCAACGCUUCCCCGGUGCUUCUCCGUGUCGGUCGGGUAAGCGACCUCGCGCUGGCUGUCUUCGACUUCGGAGUGGUCACUGAUGUCACUCCUUGCCAAUGAUUUGACAAGUGUUUGCUCCAUAAAGAACUGUGUGAAGCCUUGUGAUCACGAAGUGAGUAAGCGCUAGCAUGCUUGCCGAGGACGCUCAGAAGCAUUCCCAAUCAAUUGGCCGGCGUAGAUCUUCUGCAUGUACACCCUUCUCCGCUAUCGAUCAGUGUACUCUAGACCUUGCUCAGCUCACUCAUCUUACUUCAAAAAACACUUCGUCCAAUCACCAUAAUGUCAGCACAAUCAACCACCAUCCCAGUCCUCAUCCUCGUCUUCCCCGAGUUCAACACGCUAGACGUGAACGGGCCCCUCGAGGUCCUCCGCAACACAUACCUCAAAACGCAGCCCACAAACUUCUCCAUCACCGUCGCCGCCGCAGACGAGCACACGACCGCCGGCGAAGACAUCAUCAUCAAACGACACAUCUCCCUCCCAGAAGCGCUCUCCAGCAUCUCCUCCUACUCGAUCCUCAUCGUCCCCGGCGCGAGCCCGAGCGCGAUCCUGCCACACCUCAAACCAGGCGACCCGCACUUCGCCGCGCUCCUGGACGUGUGCGAGGCGUUCAGCAGGCUGGGGCCGGUGGCGGACGGGACGGAGAGGACGUUGCUGAGCAUCUGCACGGGCGCGCUGAUGCUGGGGUACCAUGGGCUGUUCGACGGGUUGAGGGCGACGACGCAUUUUAUGGUGUUCGAUAAGCUGAGGGAGCUCUGCGCGGACUAUGCGGAGAGGAAUCCGGGCGCGAAGGGGACCGUCGUUGUGCCCCAAAGCGGGGGCGAGCCGGUACGGUGGGUCGAUGCAGGGUUGAACAACCAUGGGGUGAGGGUGGUCAGCGCGGGAGGGGUUAGUUGUGGGAUGGAUGCUACGCUGUUCGUUCUCAGUGAGAGACUCGGGCGGGCGACGGCGCUGAAAGUCGCUGGGGUUAUGGAGUACGCUUGGAGGGAGAACGUGUAGUAACCAAUCGUUCCAUGCUCAAAGCGAAUGAUCAAAGGCCUUCAAAGGCUCAAAC